ACCAUGAAGUACCAGCCAUUGAAUGGCUUGCCACUGGCAGGAGAGUUACCUCCCUUGGAUUGACAGUGCAUGUCAACAAAACACAUGUCAUUGAAGAUUUGCUGUACAUAUAUUCAGUAGCUGUGACAACAUGUCUCCAUACAGAGGAGCCCUGAGACGUUUAAUGAGGGCAUACCCGACACUCAACUUGAGGAUUGAUGUAAACGCCUCCCAACACGAGGCUGACGUGGUGCUGCCAGGUCUUCGUUAUGAAGACAUUGAUUAUACAGGGCAGCCUGACAUCUGGAGGAUCUACGAUAUGAUGGGAAGAGUGGAGUUUGCAGCUUUCUUCCAAGACUACUCUUUCGUGGACUUCACCUCUCUCUACAAGAAGGGAAUCGGUGCCUUCGCUAAGGCUGUUAGUGUCGAGAUAAAGAAGGGCUUUUACAAGACAACAACACCCAAAGCUCCACUGCAUGUGCAGCUGAAACUCGACCACAUAGGGGAGACAACUUUCACCAUCAAAUCUUCACUAUCAACUGGCGGAAAACACUUACCAUCGGUAAACAUACAGAGUCUUUACACACUGCAGCAUGUGGAGAGCAAAUUGGUUGAGAAGAUACCCGACUGGUGGAAAGUAAAAUUUGCACCUCAUAUUGCAGCUGAUGCUCAGAAACUCAUCAUCUAUCCCCCCAUGGAUAUUCCGAAAAAAGUGUUCACCCACUCUCUCACUGUACCGCGGAUAGACACAGAUAUUCACACACGGACACGAUGUUCAUCGUAUGCCAAGUAUUUCAUGGAUAAUGCCAGCAUCGCUUCACACCGAGGCUUUUAUCCUAACAUGUCAACAUCUUUUCAUGAACUGCUUGUCAAGAAAAUGAAAAUGGUGUAUUUUUCAGCCAGCAGCUGGGGUGACAUGUUGACGGCAGAAACGUGGGAGGAUGAGGAUGUUCCACGGACAUUACACUGUAAUGUCAUCAAGCAGGGACAUCACAUCUGGUACGGGUCAAUGGUGUUUCAUUCAGAACCUUCCCGCCUCUCUGAACCAGGUUCUACGUAACUCAGGAAGAAAGGGAAAUUGAUGGUUUGAUCAUGAAUUUCCAUUUUAACAGUUCUUAUACCAGAACAAUCAAAUUUGGAAAAGCGAAAUCUCUUCCAGUAAAACUCCCGUUUUAGAGUGUAAAGCCUUUUUAUUAUUAUUCAGUUUGGGGAUAAAAGAAUAAACGGCAAUGGUCAAGAUAAAAUAAAAUUCCAAAAAAAUAUUUAAGUUCCCUAAGUAUGUUUAGGAGGAUGAAAUAAGAAUGUUGAAAUGUAGGAUGUGUGCUGUAAGAGUGUCUUUGUGAAUGACAAGUUAAUGAGAUCCUUUUCCAUCAAUUAACUUACAUUUUAGGUCAUAAUAAUUUGUUUCAUCCCCACCUGCCUCAGACUGAAACUCAAGACAGAUUAAACAGUGUUUUCUUCUUUGUUUACUUGAUGACAUACACCACAUGCAAACGGUCAUGCUUCCUGUUGACAGUUAAUGUACACAGAUGACUUGAACAGUUUGCUAAAAAGAAAUUAAGUUUUGUGGUGACAGGCUUGGGCUUACUUUAUCCUCAGUUGACUAGAACUAUUGGUGAUGAAUCUGUGUGCAUAACUAGUGAAGAAGUGAACUUAUCAGUAUUGGUGAUGAAUCUGUGUGCAUAACUAGUGAAGAAGUGAACUUAUCAGUAUUGGUGAUGAAUCUGUGUGCAUAACUAGUGAAGAAGUGAACUCAUCAGUAUUGGUGAUGAAUCUGUGUGCAUAACUAGUGAAGAAGUGAACUUAUCAGUAUUGGUGAUGAAUCUGUGUGCAUAACUAGUGAAGAAGUGAACUCAUCAGUAUUGGUGAUGAAUCUGUGUGCAUAACUAGUGAAGAAGUGAACUUAUCAGUAUUGGUGAUGAAUCUGUGUGCAUAACUAGUGAAGAAGUGAACUCAUCAGUAUUGGUGAUGAAUCUGUGUGCAUAACUAGUGAAGAAGUGAACUUAUCAGUAUUGGUGAUGAAUCUGUGUGCAUAACGAGUGAAGAAGUGAACUCAUCAGUAUUGGUGAUGAAUCUGUGUGCAUAACUAGUGAAGAAGUGAACUUAUCAGUAUUGGUGAUGAAUCUGUGUGCAUAACGAGUGAAGAAGUGAACUCAUCAGUAUUGGUGAUGAAUCUGUGUGCAUAACUAGUGAAGAAGUGAACUCAUCAGUACUGGUGAUGAAUCUGUGUGCAUAACUAGUGAAGAAGUGAACUCAUCAGUACUGGUGAUGAAUCUGUGUGCAUAACUAGUGAAGAAGUGAACUUAUCAGUAUUGGUGAUGAAUCUGUGUGCAUAACUAGUGAAGAAGUGAACUCAUCAGUAUUGGUGAUGAAUCUGUGUGCAUAACUAGUGAAGAAGUGAACUUAUCAGUAUUGGUGAUGAAUCUGUGUGCAUAACUAGUGAAGAAGUGAACUUAUCAGUAUUGGUGAUGAAUCUGCAGGUUAAUCUUGUGUUUGUGUGUCCCCUGUAUCUUCAGGGCUGGCAUUUCGGUAAACCAACAAUAACCCCUGGAUCCAUCCCCAUGGUUCUCGCGAUCUCAAAUUACCUGCCUUGAAUUUCAUUAGCCAAUUUGAAUUGCUACGCUACUCAGUCUAAUGGACCAAUCAGAAUGUGAGUUACAAACCAGCCUCAAUGUUGGGAUAGCGACAUCAACAACAUGGCGCCCAGUCCCAUUGAUUACGACAGAGUUUGCGCGAAAUUCAAUUUUGAAAAUCUGACCGACACGUAAAAGAAAGCCCUAAAAAAUCUUUUUGACGAAAAGGAUGUCUUCAUGUACAUUAAACUGACGGUUGCUUUGGUUUCUAGGCACUAUGAGUUACGUCCCUUACCCAUUUUCUUUUUCUUAUCUUGAUGUUUGAUUGGUCUGUAAAAUGUUAAUGAAAAUCAAGGGCGGGUAAUUUGAAAUUGAGAGAACAAUGGGAAUGGAUCCUGUGGUUAGUGUAGGUUUAGCAAAAUGCAAGCCCUGGACAUACAGUGGAUGGUGUUUGUGAAUCUCAGAUUGUAUUUCAUUCCUUGUAGCAUGUUGAUGUGGAACAGGUGAUCAUGUAAAUAUGCUGGAUUGUUUUGUCUAUUAUUUCCUCAUUUAUCGAGCAUUUGUUUUCUUUGGAACAACUGGCAGCUACCAGGUAAUCUGGACCACCUUUAUGACAAAUGGGGGCACGGGUGGCCCAGUCGUUUAAGGAGCCGCGAUUCGCUGUGCAGAGUUGCGUCCCUUGGGCACGCCAGAAACCUAUGAUUGUGGGUUUGAAUCCCGGUUCGCCCUGAAUAUGUUU
Messenger RNA from Haliotis rufescens (red abalone), 3291 nucleotides. RefSeq lists its product as uncharacterized. The transcript is spliced from 3 exons. The record is from RefSeq and is a predicted model, not a curated record. Bases 131 to 1039 code for a protein of 302 amino acids. Lineage: Eukaryota; Metazoa; Mollusca; Gastropoda; Lepetellida; Haliotidae.